Messenger RNA from Purpureocillium lilacinum, 294 nucleotides. NCBI's taxonomy places the organism in Eukaryota, Fungi, Ascomycota, Sordariomycetes, Hypocreales, Ophiocordycipitaceae. The record is from RefSeq and is a predicted model, not a curated record.
AUGCAAUUUCGCAGAUGCCCGGUUGCGAUGUUCCUAAGAAUGGAAUCGUGGCAGGCCUCCCAUAUAUGCGACUUUACUCAAGAGCUUCCUAAACCUUGUCUGCACACUCACGACGCUGCAGUCAGGUUGCACCGGAGUCAAUGUCAACGCCAAAUGCACAUGCAGCCUCUGUUUGCUUCAGCGUCGCAUCACCCGUCUCCGACUCGUCACUGCAUCCGUCGUCACGCUUCAUCAUCUCGCCUUUGUGCGACGCGAAGCUGGCAGGACUUCAGACGAAAACCAGCACGGCGAUGA